AGCCCAACCCGCGGGUCUCAACCUCCACCUAACUCCACCUUAUCGGUUCGAUGCCCCGGCCCUGUCCUCCACCCGUGACCCGCCUCCUCUGCCCCGGCCGCCGCCGCUCGCCCGCCCACCCGCGCCUCCUCCUCGCUGCCGAGGCCGCCGCUGUCUGCUCACCCCUGCCUCCUCAUGUCCUCCACCAGCCUCCUCCUCUGCCCCGACCGCCGCCGCCCGCCCACCCGCGCCGCCUCCUCCACUGCCCAGGCCGCCGCCUCCUGCUCGCCCCUUCCGUCAUGCCGUCGCCGUCGAGAUCAGGGGGACUGCUCACGGAGUGGCAGUGGUACUGGAUUUGUGACCUGCUAGUGCUGCUAUCAGAUCAAGAACAAGCCAUACCUAUAGUCAAGCUAGCACUGAUCUCAGGCAUGCCUAGAUGUCUACUAACCAGAGGCUAGAUUACACUAACCAAAGGCUUCUUGAGGGACUCAUCAACUAGCUUUGUAUUUAUGUCUACCAUCGUUAGAGUGUAUAAUAUUUUAGCUGGCUUUUAAAUUUGUAAUGCACAAAACAGUGUCCUUUUAUAUCUCUUGCAUAGCCGAAUGGCUUUUGUAUCGGCUCAAACUUGGUACCUUUUCAUAGAUUGAUUUGUCUAAAUUUCUAGAAAAUGUCAUGUACUUUGUGAUAGCCUGAUGACUUGGUGAUAAAAUUUUCUUGUUUA
Messenger RNA from Panicum virgatum (switchgrass), 700 nucleotides. Its product is annotated as formin-like protein 3. Bases 51 to 437 code for a protein of 128 amino acids. The record is from RefSeq and is a predicted model, not a curated record. Lineage: Eukaryota; Viridiplantae; Streptophyta; Magnoliopsida; Poales; Poaceae. The transcript is spliced from 3 exons.